AUGCAGGCUGCUGCCGCUGCCGCCGAGGCCGCACAGACUCGUGGUGGUGUUUCGGGUGAGGGUGGACGUGAUCGCGACCGAUCAUUGACCUCACCCAACUCAUCCCAAGUGUACAUAAACAACUAUUCAAUAUCUCCGACUGCUUCACAGAACUACUCAACCAACAGAUUGUCAAUAGUUGAAGAGUACCAACAUGGAUCAUGGUCAUACAUCAAUGCCAGUGUGAACAACUCAAUGGAGGGCAAUGUAGAUGGUUCGCCAAUCUUGGAAACUAGUCUCAACAGCUUUGUCAAUGAGCAUGGACCCAAUCCAGAUGGAUCAACACUUCGCCGAAAGAAGAUACCUCGCAAGAAUGAGGAUAGGAAAGUGAUCAGAUUAGUUAGGAACCUCGCCAUAAGUGAUCUUCUGGCAUCACUUUCAGUAUUGGUAUCACGUAUACUAUUCCUAAAGUAUAACAAUCACUUUGUAACAUCAACUGGAGGAUUCAAAGACGUAUCACUAUGUUCCAUCUCAAGUGGCUUCAUCGCAUUCUCAUUCCUAGCGUCAUGUUGUUGGACAACAGUAAUAUCAUUCCAUAUCUAUCGUAUAAUAGUCAAGUCACGUACCAAGAAGUAA
This is a messenger RNA of Acytostelium subglobosum LB1, 615 nucleotides long. RefSeq lists its product as hypothetical. Gene Ontology annotation, molecular function: G protein-coupled receptor activity. Gene Ontology annotation, cellular component: plasma membrane. The record is from RefSeq and is a predicted model, not a curated record. The transcript has a single exon. The coding region runs from base 1 to 615 and encodes 204 amino acids. Lineage: Eukaryota; Evosea; Eumycetozoa; Acytosteliales; Acytosteliaceae. Gene Ontology annotation, biological process: adenylate cyclase-activating G protein-coupled receptor signaling pathway.